AGUUUUUGUUUCCUUUGGCUAGCAAUGAAGCAGCCGGUUGUUAAGGUUGGUAAACUCAAGAUUGGUGUGAUGAGAAAUUCUCAACAAGAGUUACUUGCUCUCAAAGCUUUGACCUUGCAGUUGUGUCUAGAAAGGCUCCUAAGAUCUUUUCUGUUGUUUGGAGAGCUCCUCCGCCGAUUUGGAUUAAAGCUAAUAUAGAUGGGGCGGCUAAGAGGAAUGGUCUUGCUAGGGGAGGUGCAAUUUUUCGUAAUUGUAGAGGUUUUUUCUCAGGAGCUUUCAACAUCUUCUAUGAAGUCGUACCCCAACCAAUGACUUCAUUUCUGAGAGCAGCAUCAUCAUCAUCAAUAUUCCCAUUGCUACCCGCUAAGCUAAUGGACUCAGCCCAAACCUCCCUCCGCGGCCCUCAGAGCCUCGUCGCCUUGGCCCAGCAGCUCCGCCUCUACAAGCCCACGCCGACGCCUCUCGACGCCGACGCCGAGGACGACGAAGAAGCCGCCGGCAAAGUCGUCUCCCAGCUCGGCUUCGCCGAAUCGGCGGCUCCGAUAACGCGGGACCCACAGAGGUUCAGACCGAAGAGGGCCGCCGUCUUGAUCUGCCUCUUCGAAAGCGACGCCGGUGAUCUGCGCGUGAUCCUCACGAAACGGUCGUCGAGUCUGUCCACUCACUCGGGUGAAAUCGCGUUACCGGGUGGGAAAGCAGAGGAAGGGGAUAAGGAUGAUGGGGACACUGCUACCAGAGAGGCGAAGGAGGAAAUUGGUUUGGAUCCUUCUCUUGUUAAUGUCGUAACUGUUCUUGAGCCAUUUUUGUCCAAGCACUUUCUCAGAGUUGUUCCAGUUAUUGGCAUACUUACAGACAAGGAAGCCUUCAAGCCUGCUCCGAAUCCCGCUGAAGUGGAUGCUGUAUUUGAUGCUCCUUUGGAGAUGUUUAUCAAGGAUGAAAACCGAAGGGCGGAAGAGAGAGAGUGGAUGGGGAACAAGUAUAUCAUUCACUUCUUUGACUAUGAAACUGAGAACAAGAAGUUCUUGAUAUGGGGUUUAACUGCUGGGAUCUUGAUAAGGGCUGCAUCGGUCGUAUACCAACGGCAGCCGCCUUUUCUGGAGCAGAAUCCUGUUUUUAAGGUUCCUGGAACUGUAAACAAGGAUACUAUGUUGCCUUAAAUUCAAGGGAAAUUUCACUGGAUUGUAAUAAUAUGUUUGACCUGAUUGAAAUAGUGUUUUUGCCUAGGGAGAUAAAGGUUUAGAUGGAGCGAAAAUAAUAAUAGUAAUAGUAAUAGUAAUAGUAACAAAGUCUAGCCAUUUCAUUUUUUUAGUUGUUAUCGUGCUCAUACGGUGAAAUAGCAUCAAAUGUUUCAGUUCA
This is a messenger RNA of Morus notabilis, 1356 nucleotides long. Its product is annotated as nudix hydrolase 15, mitochondrial. Bases 309 to 1157 code for a protein of 282 amino acids. Gene Ontology annotation, biological process: coenzyme A catabolic process. The transcript is spliced from 5 exons. The record is from RefSeq and is a predicted model, not a curated record. NCBI's taxonomy places the organism in Eukaryota, Viridiplantae, Streptophyta, Magnoliopsida, Rosales, Moraceae. Gene Ontology annotation, molecular function: coenzyme A diphosphatase activity; acetyl-CoA hydrolase activity.